GGGAAAAAAUGAUAAGAGUGCAGAUGUUCUGUGUUCCCCCAAUGACAUCUGAUCUGGAAGAAACUAUAAAAUAUAAACCUGGGGGCCCCUUUGACAUAUAGAAAAACACCCUAACAGCUAACUCUGUUGCUGAAUAAGUAUGUGGUGGUUACCUACUUGGUAAGCUACCAGCCUAAUUCUUAUACUAACACACAAUCUAUGACAGAAAAUCACAAAAGUGAGAUUAACAGCUCAGCCCAGGUGUGCAUUGCUCCCCUACAGAGGUGGCCAUGGUCUUGUCCACCCUGAAAAAACUGUCCAAGAGUAUUAAAGGGUCACUUAUCAGUGCUUCAACUCAGAAAAAGGAGCUAAAGAUUUUGCCAUCUAGUAAAAAUGUGGACCUUCUUGGUGCUUACUCUUACCCUCGCUCUUAGGCUAUCCGAAGCUAACAAUGACACAGUAGGUGAAGAAAAGCUCGUUAUAGCCAGAGCUAAACUGCUGGCUCCCAGUGUGGUCGGAUGAAGCAUAAAGAAAAUGCCUGAGCUCUAUCAUUUUCUCAUGGAGCGAAUGGCUUUAUACCACAACUUGGAAUAUGAUUCAUCGGAAGAGAAGAAACCCCGUCUGAUAUUCUACAAUGAAAAGGAUGAGAUUGUUAAGACUGUUUCUGUGAAGAAAAUGAAGGCAGACGAGAUCAGCAGCUUGUUAGACUCACUCGGCUUCUACAAGAGGUCCAAGAAAGGGGAAGAGGUGCCAGAGGAGUUUCAGCAUUUUCCCCUGCGCGCCCCCAGGGACGAGCUGUGAUGACACCUUGUGGCCAAACUCUGUCUCUGCACCAUGGUCACAAUAAUGACGAGUGAGGCCCAAAGGCCAAAAUAAGCCAGGCACCACUCUGAUGACUCGCUGGCCGGGUGCAUUGAGCAGUGUUAUGUCAUUGUGUUUAUCUGCAGAAUUUAAAUAAAAAAAAGACUAUAAAAUACA
Molecule: messenger RNA, 957 nt
Organism: Pundamilia nyererei
Lineage: Eukaryota; Metazoa; Chordata; Actinopteri; Cichliformes; Cichlidae
Gene: selenoe
Product: selenoprotein e
Exons: 4
Source: RefSeq, a predicted model, not a curated record